This is a messenger RNA of Prosopis cineraria, 702 nucleotides long. RefSeq lists its product as uncharacterized. Bases 1 to 612 code for a protein of 203 amino acids. The record is from RefSeq and is a predicted model, not a curated record. The transcript has 5 exons. Lineage: Eukaryota; Viridiplantae; Streptophyta; Magnoliopsida; Fabales; Fabaceae.
AUGGGCUUCAAAAAGGACUUGGGAACAUUUCCUACAAUUGCAGAUGAGAUACUCGUGACUUAUAUUCAGAUUCUUUGGAGGCAAUUAACAAUUUAUCCAGGGAUAGUGACAUGGACCACCCAUUGUGGUUUGAAAUUGAGGAAACCAAGGAAUUGCAACAGAUCGUCGUCCGCCGCUGUUCGCUGUUCCAGAUCGUUGUUCGCCACUGUUCGCUAUUCCAAAUCAUCGUCUGCUGUUGUUCGUUGUUCCAGAUUAGUGUUCAUCGCUAUUUGUGCGGCUGCUGUACACUGGAGGAAGCGACACCGUGAAGACCUCCGUUGUAGCCGUGUGUCAUUGCUGUACAGCCGAGGAAGCAACGCUGCAAAGACCUCCGCUACUGCCGUGAAGACUUUCGUUUUCUGCCAUGAAGACUACACUGUGAAGGUACCUACACAAUUACAAGGUUGGGAGUGUGGAUACUAUGUUAUGAAGUUUAUGAGAGAAGUAAUCACACAACAAGAGUUGAUCAUUCCUGAAAAUUAUUUUGUUGGAGUAAGAUGUUCGUAUUUUACUAUGGAGCAAAUAGAAGAUUUAGUUGAAGAGUUGUCAGAAUAUAUUAUUAGCUGUUUGUGAUAGGAAGUUAGAUUUCAAUGUUAGAAAAAUAACAAUAGUUUCAUUUGUUAGGCUUGUUAGAAAUUAAACUAGGUUAGUUAGGAAAUUAAA